Apus apus (common swift) is the source of this 1012-nucleotide messenger RNA. It is a transcript of the gene FAM43B, whose product is annotated as family with sequence similarity 43 member B. NCBI's taxonomy places the organism in Eukaryota, Metazoa, Chordata, Aves, Apodiformes, Apodidae. The record is from RefSeq and is a predicted model, not a curated record.
GGGGGGGGAUGUUGCCCUGGCGGCGGAGCAAGUUUGUGCUGGUGGAAAAGGAUGGGAAGUGUCAAGGGAAGAAGAGCCUGGGGUUGAGCUACGCGGCGUUCCUGGCCGGGUUCCUGCGCUCCUGCCCGGCUCUCCUCCCCGCCUGUCCCCUGGAACGCUUGGGGAGCGUUUUCCGAGGCAAAAGGCAAAAAGUGGAAGUGACGAAGGAAGCCCCGAGCUACACGGUGAGGUACCUGGGCAACGCCGUCACCCUGCGGGCCAAGGGAGAGGGCUGCACGGAGGAGGCGGUGGGGAAGAUCUGGGCCAAGAGCGACGGCGGGGCCGGCGGGGCCAAGAUGAAGCUGACUCUGGGACCCCAAGGCAUCCGUAUGACCCCCUGCGAGAAGGGGGCCCGCCGGCCCGGCCAUGCCUACCUCCUGCACCGCAUCACCUACUGCGCCGCCGACCGUCGGCACCCCAAGAUCUUCAGCUGGGUCUACAGGCACCAGGUGAAGAACAAGGCGGUGGUGCUGCGCUGCCACGCCGUCCUGCUCUCCAGAGCCGACAAGGCCCGGGCCAUGGCUCUGCUGCUGUACCAGACCUCGGCCUCUGCUUUCGACGAGUUCAAACGCCUCAAGAGACAGAGCGAUUCCCGUCACGUCCAGCAGCAGCUCCUGGGGGAGGCCGCCGUGCCCCUCGAGCCCCUGCGCCGCCUGCUCAACGCCCCGCGGCCCUACCGCCCGCCCGCCGAGAGGGCCCGCGCGGCCCCCCGCCUCAGCUCCAUCCUGGAGGAGGAGGAGGAGGACGAGGAGGAAGAAGACGAGGCCUUCCACACCACCAGCUCCCCCCAGGAGGACGGGGGGCCCAGCGUGCUGAGGCUGGCCAGGGAGAUGGGGGGGUGCAGCCUGCGUGGCCCCCCGCUUGCCCACCGCCCCCCGGGCGCCCGCCUUGCACCCCGAGUUGGGAGCCUCCCGGGGGACAAAGCUGGAUGAGGCCGGCACCCCUGGAAGGGGGUGGGUUGGCACCCCCACGG